GCCUCCAGGGCACGGCGGGGAGCGGGGGCAGCUCCCGCUGUCUGCUGGAAGCGCCGGGUGGCUGCUCAGUGGCUCCUCCUUGGGCACGGGUCCUGGGACAGUAGGCACCAUAUAAGGCUGGCGUGACUAUGACUGAGGGCGACAGCCUCAUCUCUGUGGACUAUGAAGUCUUUGGGAAGGUCCAAGGAGUGUUCUUCCGCAAGUACACCCAGGUGUGUCUGCUGCAAAUGCUGGAGCAGAGGGCUGAGGGUAAGAAGCUGGGGCUGGUUGGCUGGGUCCAAAACACCGAAGAUGGCACUGUGCAAGGACAAAUCCAAGGUCCCAGUGUCAAGGUACGGGAGCUGCAGGAAUGGCUCAGGAAGACAGGAAGCCCCAAAUCCCACAUCAGCCGAGCAGAAUUCCACAAUGAGAAGAAGAUUGUUGCACUGGAGUACAGGAACUUCAGCAUUGUGAAAUAACUAGACUGAAAGACAGAAAGCACUGAGGAGGGAGUUGAGCUCUCAAAAACUUCCCCACCAACCUUUACUUGUUCAGUCAGAUAGUGUCCAAAAACAGAGAGCCCUUAGUUUUAUCUUGUUACUGUUCUAAUUUAUUGUCUGUUUGUUAUAGUAUUUAACCCUGAAUCUUCCUGAAUGCCAUGGGCAGGAAAACAGGCAGACUGGAGGGUGAGACUGCCUUUAAUAAAGAGAUUGUUUGGAAACCCAACCUCUCAUAUCUGAAUUUAUUUGCAACCAUUCAAACUCAUUUUGUGUAUAAGAGAACACACAGUCAGUAUAGUAUCCCAUCUAGUUCACAAAAGUCACAUAACCAGCCUUGGAAUUGAUACCUUGAAGGGCAGAACCAUGGAAUUUUGGUUUCUUCUAAUAUUAAAUACUGUUAAAGAAUCAUUUACCUCUCUCUAUUAAGUUUCCAGUUCUCAGAAACAGCUGUUUUAUCUUCCAUCCAGCAAUGACUGUAUUUGACAGUUUCUAUUCUAUUGGGUGCCUUGUGUGUACUUCACACUAGCAUCAUUGAUGUUUUUGGGUGACGGUUGGCCAAGCUGGGAAAGCUUUUAGUGGUACUGCAGCAACACAGCCAGCAGGGGAUAUUGCUGCUGCUGCUGCUUGUGAUGUUUUUCACAAUAUAUGAAUGAAUAUAGGGCUGGUACAAGACCAAAAUCCCUAGAAAUUGAGGUCUUCUCUCUGUCCCCUCAGAUUGUGGUAGAGUAGUAGCACAGUAUGCCCAAUGCCUUGAUGCUAAUUCUCUAGGAGGGAGAGGAAAAUUUAGUCUGUGUAGCCGAUUCAGCCUUUAGGCUCUAUACUGAGACUGCCAAUAAAGUGGUUGAUUAAAACCAAUUGUAGCAGUGAUGGUGGUUUUGUCAUGUUGGCACUUGGCUAUUAGCAGGUAGACCUACCAACUCAUUUUGCAGGUGGAGCUGCCAUAAUGGGUUUGAAAUAGGACCGGCUUCUUAGGGUUACCAUAUUACUAUUAUUUUUGGCAUGCAUCCCUGUACAAUCAUGGUAUACUAUUGUUAUUAGUUCAUCCAGUUAUUCUGAAACAUAAGAUUUUUUUUGUCCCAUUUUCAGUAAACUUAGCCUGCCCACUACUUCUUUGUGUGAGCCCAGAUUGCUGUGUAGUAGACCCUGUAUGCUGCUCUCGCUGAGAUUUUGGUACACUACCAUGUGAGGCACACCAGCAUAGAGGCAGCUGGCCUCCAGUCAGUGUUAACAUAGGGAGAGGAAGAAGUGAAUCAGGAAUGCAGAAGGAAUGAG
Mauremys mutica (yellowpond turtle) is the source of this 1751-nucleotide messenger RNA. It is a transcript of the gene ACYP1, whose product is annotated as acylphosphatase 1. The transcript has 3 exons. Bases 129 to 458 code for a protein of 109 amino acids. Lineage: Eukaryota; Metazoa; Chordata; Testudines; Geoemydidae. The record is from RefSeq and is a predicted model, not a curated record. Gene Ontology annotation, molecular function: acylphosphatase activity.